CGCACUGACGAGCAUGAGUAUCAGAUCUCUGGUCAAGAGUGCAUCGUUCGAUUUUAUUUGGAAUUAUUAAUAAAUUCUGAUGAUGACUGCAGACGAGAUUAUCGGGACCAACUGGGUAUCCGGUCAUCCCACAGUCGACGAAGUUAGUAGUGCUAUGCAAAGUUUUGGGUACGUUGAUUACAUGGUUUUUAGUGUAAUGCUCGUUUCUUGUGGAGCCAUUGGAAUUUACUUUGGAUUCGUUAAAAAAUCAACGGGAGAAGACGAGUACUUGGUCGGUGGAAGAAAUAUGAAUACACUUCCGGUUAGUUUGAGUCUCAUUGCUAGUUUUAUUUCCGGAAUUUCCCUCCUCGGUACUCCCACUGAAAUUUACGUACAUGGGACAAGUUAUCUGUUCAUUGGAAUCGGUAUAAUUCUCGUGGGAUUCACCAUGUCCAGUAUUUAUCUCCCAGUCUUUCAAGAAUUGAGACUUACGAGCACUUACGAGUACCUCGAGAGAAGAUUCAAUAAGAAAGUGCGAUUGCUGGGGUCAGCACUCUUUACAGUCGGAAUUAUGACCUGGCUGCCAAUUGUCAUUUACGUCCCGGCAUUGGCAUUCAAUCAAGUAACCGGAGUCAAUGUUCACAUAGUCACUCCAUUCGUCUGCUUCGUGUGUAUUUUUUACACAUGUGUGGGAGGACUGCGCGCAGUUGUUUGGACCGAUUUUAUUCAGACAUUCAUUAUGUUCGGGGCUAUGCUGUUAAUUGUUGUAAAAGGCACAAUCGAUAUCGGGGGUCUUGGAGUCGUAAUUCAGAGGAAUCGAGACUCCGGACGCCUUGAACUUCCGGUUGCGGAUUUGAGUCCAUCAACCCGCCAUACACUCUGGGCACUCGUCAUCGGUGGAUUUAUUCACUGGUUACAAAGUGCUGCUAUUAAUCAGAAUAUGCUGCAACGUUACAUGUCGCUACCCAAUCUUAAAGAAGCCAAACGUGCACUGUGGGGAUUCAUCGUCGGGGCAAUGAUUCUCAUUGGCAUUUGCGGAUAUUCUGGUUUAUUAAUUUAUGCUUGGUACCACGACUGCGAUCCAUUGACAACUAAAUUAGCUGGUGCUAAAGACCAGUUGUUACCGCUAUUGGUGAUGGAUAUAUUAGGCAGCUUUCCAGGAUUACCCGGGCUGUUCGUCGCGGGAGUCUUCAGUGCCGCUUUAAGCUCAUUAUCCACGGGGCUCAAUUCUAUGGCUGCAGUAAUUCUAGAGGACUUCGUAAAACCCUGGAGAAAAAAUCCAUUCAGUGUCAGAGCAGCUGAUAUAUUAAUGAAACUAACAGUUGUUGUACUCGGAAUAAUCUGCGUGGGUCUUGUCUUCGUUGUGGAAAAAGCUGGCACUCACGUUCUCCAGCUUACGAUUACAAUGAGUGCAAUUCACAGCGGCCCUUCCUUAGGAAUAUUUAGCAUUGGAAUUCUAUUACCGUGGGUCAAUGCAAAAGGGGCAUUGAUCGGUGGUCUUUCUGGAUUGGGAUUCAUGGGAUGGGUGACAUUUUCAGCUCAAUCAGCAAUAGCCAAUGGACACAUAAUCUUUGAGGAGAAACCGGUAACCACAGAGGGCUGCAACUACUGGUUUCAGGAGGCAGAAAAUCUUUUGCUUCUGCCCCCAGAUUCUGUCUUCGGUGGCAACGAUAAGAGCAGAGGGGACCCCUGGGCGCUUUAUCGUCUGAGUUAUCUGUGGUAUACAGUCACUGGUGCUCUUGUAACUAUGAGUGUUGCCCUCGUAGUGAGUAUUUUUUCAUCUAGUCGAAUAGAAAAAAUCGAUCCAAUGCUCCUAGCUCCAUUCAUCCGUAAAUACCUCAAGACUGGAGAUGAUCUAGAAACCUGUCGCGUUCACAAUCCUCAAAGCGGGCAGACGCGCCUGGACGGACAUAUAAGUGAAACGGUGACGUAAUUGUCGAUGAAAAAACAUUGAUUGUAAAAAAAUAAA
Messenger RNA from Fopius arisanus, 1948 nucleotides. RefSeq names its product sodium-coupled monocarboxylate transporter 1. Gene Ontology annotation, cellular component: membrane. The transcript has 12 exons. Gene Ontology annotation, molecular function: symporter activity. NCBI's taxonomy places the organism in Eukaryota, Metazoa, Arthropoda, Insecta, Hymenoptera, Braconidae. Bases 80 to 1912 code for a protein of 610 amino acids. The record is from RefSeq and is a predicted model, not a curated record. Gene Ontology annotation, biological process: sodium ion transport; transmembrane transport.